This is a messenger RNA of Phytophthora sojae, 525 nucleotides long. RefSeq lists its product as hypothetical. The record is from RefSeq and is a predicted model, not a curated record. The transcript has 2 exons. NCBI's taxonomy places the organism in Eukaryota, Oomycota, Peronosporomycetes, Peronosporales, Peronosporaceae. The annotation marks the transcript as partial. Gene Ontology annotation, molecular function: DNA binding. Gene Ontology annotation, cellular component: nucleus.
AUGCCAAGCUCGCGUCGCAGCUACAGCAUCACAGAAAAGCUGUCCAUUCUGGCUGAAUACGAAGCCAGUGUCGAGGGAAGCGGGUUUCACGCAGUUGGUCUACGCCACGGCGCACGGCUGUAUGAGUGGGUCAUUAGCCGAAACCGAAAAGGCCUGCGGGUGAAGGACUCGUACAUCCGCCUUCAAGCACGCAACAUCCACCGCCAGCUACAUGGUGAAGACGCUGUCGGGUUUGAGGCGUCCUCCGGAUGGCUUGCUCGGUUCAAGGCUCGUCGAAACCUGGUAUCGCGCCGCCAGACCACGUCGCGCUCGUUGCCUGCUGACGCACCGGACGUUUGCCGCCUGUUCAUUCGGAGUGUCCAUCAUCUGAUUGCCAAGCACGGCAUCCAGCCCAAGAACAUCAUUAACAUGGAUCAGGUACCUCGGUACUUCGAGACCGAGCCCAAGACAACGAUAACUACGCGAGGUUCGCGUGAAGUCCUGCUGCGCAAAGGCGGAUCCAGUCACAAGCGGUUCACCGCAACG